Lates calcarifer (barramundi perch) is the source of this 1356-nucleotide messenger RNA. RefSeq names its product ribonuclease inhibitor. Lineage: Eukaryota; Metazoa; Chordata; Actinopteri; Centropomidae. The record is from RefSeq and is a predicted model, not a curated record. Bases 1 to 1059 code for a protein of 352 amino acids. The transcript has 8 exons. Gene Ontology annotation, molecular function: protein binding.
AUGAACCUGGACCCUCACAUGGAUGAUACUCAGUGUGAACAACUCGCAUCAGAACUGAAGUCCAACCCGUUUGCUUUUAAACAUCUGGAUCUGAGAGGAAACUCUGUGAAGCAGUCUGGAGCAGAGCUGCUGUUUGCUGCACUGGAGAGUCCAAAGUGUAAACUGAGGACCCUGAGACUGAGGGACUGUGUCCUGUCAGAGAGAAGCUGGGCCUCUCUGGCCUCAGCUCUUAAGGUGAACCCUUCCUACCUGAGAGAGCUGGACCUGAGUGGAAACAAGUACCUGACGGAAUCAGGAGUGAAGCUGCUGUCUGAUGGACUGAAAGAACUUGCUGGCUGUGAAUUGACAGAGAGCAGCUGUGCUUCUCUGGUCUCAGGACUUGAGUCCAGCUGCUACUUUCUUAAAGAGCUGGACCUGAGUGGAAACUGUCUGCAGGAUUCAGGAGUGAAGCUGCUGUGUGCUGGACUGAAGAGUAAACACUGCAGUCUGGAGAUUCUGAGACUUGUUGGCUGUGAAUUGACAGAGAGCAGCUGUGCUUCUCUGGUCUCAGGACUUGAGUCAAGCCGCUACUCUCUUACAGAGCUGGACCUGAGUGGAAACUGUCUGCAGGAUUCAGGAGUGAAGCUGCUGUGUGCUGGAUUCAAGCACCAAUACUUGUUCUUUACAACUCUGAGAUUAAGUUCUUGCAGCUUGUCAGAGAAGAGCUGUGAAUCUCUGGUCUCAGCUCUGGAUCGUACCGUUUCAAUCUUGAAAGUGCUGGAUCUGAGUCUCAACCAGCUUUGGGAUUCAGGAAUAAAGGUGCUGUCUGCUGGACUGAGGAGUCCUCACUGUAAACUGAAGACUCUGAGGUUGAAACAGUGUCUGUUCUCAGAUGAAGGUUGUGCUUCUCUGGUCUCUGCUCUGAAAUCCAAUCCCUAUGAUCUGACUGAGCUGGACCUGAGUGGAAAUAAGCUGCGAACUGAAGGAAUGAACCUGCUCUCUGAAUUUGUGAAGAGUCCACACUGUAACACUGCAAACUCUGAGCCACAGUUACGCACCAAAAACAUGCUGAGUGAGUAGCAACAAGUAAGAAUAGAGACGACAGCUCAGACUCUGGUUAGUGAGUUACCUGUUACCUGACGUUACCAUCCACAUCAUCUUCACACAUCACAGAAAAUACAGCCUGUAACAAAAGACUGUACUUCAUGGAGGUUUGACAAAUUAAUCACCUUGAGUUUUAACUCUCUUUAAUUCAUAUCCACAGAGUGGACUAUGGACGAAAACUUGAUAACAGCGGAGACCUCUGCAAGACGUGAGUAUUGACAAUAUGGUCCUCAUUUAUCCAGAUGUUACAGUGGCCCUGAGAAGAAAACAUGC